AUGGCCAUCGAUUAUCGCCAUGGAAUCUCCAUCCUAGAGGUCAUCGUUUACUCUCCAACACUCUUUCUCGCUCUCUGGAUGGCAUUUCACCAUGGUUUCAAAAGGAGUUCGGGCUGGUAUUUUUUCGUCGUCUUUUGUCUUGCCCGCAUUGUUGGCUCAGCGUGCUAUUUGGCCACGAUUCAGUAUCCUUCCAAUGUCAAUCUAUAUAUUGCAUGGGCUGUUUGUACUUCAAUCGGACUGUCACCAUUAAUCUUGGCUUGUAUUGGCCUCUUAUCACGAGCAAAUGAUUCCAUUAUGCGCAAGACCGCCAACCCUCUCCCUCCGAUAAUCUUCCGGCUUGUUGGAUUAUUUGCACUAGUUGCUGUGAUUCUGAGCAUCGUCGGCGCAACGGAGAACUCCGAUAUCACCCAUGCCCUUAUCAACAUAAAGACGAAGAUAGGGCUUAUCCUCUACCUUGUUGCUUGGAUCGGUGUGUGCGGACUGUUCCUCCUGGUUUUGAACCGAUCUCAAAGUAUUGAGGACGGAGAACAUCGCCUCCUCCUGGCUGUGGGAGUCUCCCUCCCCUUGAUCCUCGUGCGAUUGAUCUACUCUUUCAUCUAUGCCUUCGGUCACAAGUCUCAAUUCAAUAGCUUGUCAGGAAGUGUCACAAUUCAGCUUGUGAUGUCCGUCCUAGAAGAAAUUUUGGUUGUUCUUGUGUGCCUGGGCAUCGGCCUAACACUUCAAGUACGACCAGCUGCAGAGUAUACCCAGCAGCCCAGUGUCUCUAGCCGUGGAGAAGAUUCAGUGGAGCUAGAGAGUGGCCGUCUUCAGGGGCAAAGACGUGCAAAAAGACGAGACCAAAAACAAAAGCGUCGGGGUGGCCCCAUUACAAGGCUGAUAAUGUUUGUUGUGGAUGAGGUCAAUGAUAGGAAACGCUGA
Penicillium vulpinum is the source of this 918-nucleotide messenger RNA. RefSeq lists its product as uncharacterized. NCBI's taxonomy places the organism in Eukaryota, Fungi, Ascomycota, Eurotiomycetes, Eurotiales, Aspergillaceae. The coding region runs from base 1 to 918 and encodes 305 amino acids. The transcript is spliced from 2 exons. The record is from RefSeq and is a predicted model, not a curated record.